GGUCCUGCCCCUUCGCGUAUCUGAUUUCAGCUCAGCAGUAGAUACGUCGCUGAACGUGGGGGAAAUGACCGUGGUCGCUAACUUGAACGAAAAAUGAGGACGAAAACAUGUCGAAACAGUUCUCUCUGUUGUCAGUGUAUCUGCUUACACUCAACUGGUUAAUCAGGAUGAAAUUCCUAAGAAGUACAUUGAACAGAAGGAAACGGUAAGGGUGUUUGCAUGCAGACACCUUCGCCCGUUUGUUUCCUUUUGGACCUACACCUCGGAAGAUCAUUAAGCCAUGGGAAGGAUCAGCUUCUCCUGCCUUUUCCCAGCCUCCUGGCAUUUCAGCCUGUCCCCUGUGGGGCUCCCCCGCCUCCUGCUGCCCUCCUUCAGACAGCUGCUGUUCCUGGGCCUGCUGGCAGGGCUCCUGGGACUGCUCUACCUCCUGCUGGUGAUGGGCAAGGGCCAGUACAGCUGGGCCAGCCAGGAGCACCCGUCUCAUAGGCACUUUGCGCGCGUGACGGACGUGGACGCCACCGACACCAGCAACCCGGACCUGAACUACGGCCUGGUGGUGGACUGCGGCAGCAGCGGCUCCCGGGUCUUUGUGUACUGCUGGCCUCGGCACAACGGCAACCCCCACGACCUGCUGGACAUCCAGCAGAUGAGGGACCUGCACAGGAAGCCCGUGGUCAUGAAGAUAAAGCCCGGUAUCUCAGACCUGGCCACGACGCCAGAAAAGGCCAGUGAUUAUAUCUACCCUCUGCUGAGCUUCGCUGCCCAGCACAUCCCCAAGAGCAAGCACCAGGAGACCCCUCUGUACAUCCUCUGCACUGCAGGCAUGAGGGUCCUCCCAGAGAGCCAACAGGAAGCGCUGCUGGAGGAUCUGCGGACUGACAUCCCCGUGCAUUUUAACUUCCUGUUCUCGGACUCCCACGUGGAGGUCAUAUCUGGCAAGCAGGAGGGUGUGUACGCCUGGAUCGGGAUCAACUUUGUCCUCGGGAGAUUCAACCACGUGGAUGAUGAGAAUGAGGCGGUGGUUGAGGUACAGGUGCCCGGCAGCGACCAGCAGGAGGCGCUGGUGCGCAAGCGGACGGCCGGCGUGCUGGACAUGGGGGGCGUGUCCACGCAGAUUGCGUACGAAGUGCCCAAAACUGUAAGCUUUGCCUCUCCACAGCAGGAGGAGGUGGCCAAGAACCUGCUGGCCGAGUUCAACCUGGGCUGCGACGCGCACCGCACGGAGCACGUGUACCGCGUCUACGUCUCCACCUUCCUGGGCUUCGGCGGGAACGCCGCCCGCCAGAGAUACGAGGAGAGCGUGGUCGGGAAGACCCUGGCGCGGAACAAGCUACUGGGCCAGCGCCUGGGGGAGACGCCCGACUCGCCCUACCUGGACCCCUGCCUGCCCCUGGACCUGCAGGACGAGGUGGGGCCCCCCGGGCGGAGGCUGCACCUGCGGGGCACGGGCGACUUCGACCUCUGCCGCCAGCUGCUCCAGCCCUUCCUCAACCACACCAACGAGACGCAGGCCUCGCUCAACGGGGUCUACCAGCCGCCCAUCGACUACCGCAACAGCCAGUUCUACGGCUUCUCCGAGUUCUACUACUGCACCGAGGACGUGCUGCGCAUGGGCGGGACCUACAACGCCACCAAGUACAGCCGCGCCGCCAAGAGUUACUGCGCCACCCAGUGGAGAACCCUGAAAGAGCGCUUUGAUCGGGGGCUGUACGCCUCCCACGCUGACCUGCACAGGCUCAAGUACCAGUGCUUCAAAUCGGCCUGGAUGUACGAGGUGUUCCACUCGGGCUUCUCCUUCCCCGCCGCGUACGAGAACCUGAGGACCGCGCUGCUGGUGUACGACAAGGAGGUGCAGUGGACCCUGGGAGCCAUCCUGUACAGAACGCGCUUCCUGCCCCUGAGGGACAUUCAGCAGGAGAUCCUGAAGGGGGCGCACUCCCACUGGCGCCACAGCUUCUCCUUCGUCAACAACCACUACCUGUUCCUGGCAUGCUUCCUGGUGGUGCUGCUGUCCAUCCUGCUGUACCUGCUGCGGCUGAGACGGAUCCACCGGCGCACCAACCAGCGCGGCGUUGCCACGGCGUCCUCCCCGCAGUGGGCGGAGCAAGGCCUGGCCACGCCCUCUGUCCUCGUCACUCUCUAGCCUGCCCCGCCCCCCCUCCCGAACGGCAGGGCCACCACGUCAAGGCCUCCAUUCACUUCUCUCUGAGGCACUGUGGGACUUUGGACUAGACAGGGGGAGGGGCUCCUUGUGUGACAUCACGUAAUGCUGGCAGCUGGGUCGGCGAUCCCUUUUUGAAUGGACUCUUUGAUGCUUUCGCCAGAGCGAGUUUGAGAUUAGACUACUGCGACGCUGUGGUCGCAGCCUUUACUGAAAUUAAGCAAUGAGAUUUUUAAUGUUUUCUUUGUUGUCCUCUGUGUUAAUUUAUUUUUUUUGCCAGGAUCAAGUUUGCCUUUUAAGAAAUGUGACUGAGUAAGAGAGUUGUGUGUGGGGUGGCUGAGGUUGGCACUUUCUCACAGGGGCCAAAAAGGGAACGUUUGUGCCCCUCCCCUGAGUUACGGUGCCAAAGAGAAUGUGCCGUAGGAACGUUUGAAGCAUCUUGACUGUAAAAGGCAUUUUUGCAUCCCCUGAUACUGCCACUAGGUGGCAACCUCUCCAUUCAGAUACACUUGUAUGUAACAGUGCAAUGCACCAUUACGUUUAGGCCUUUUCAUCAAAGUCAAUGCGCAGUCAGAGGGUCCUGGGAAUCCUGUGUUCUUGACUUGUGAGCAUGCAUUCAGGAGCGAUGGCACCAUUUAAUGCAAAGUAGAACUAUGUGUGCAUGACUGAGAGUAGCUGGUUUAGCAUGUCUUUAAGAAUGACCGAAAUAUGAGAAACCGUAUGAAAACAAGGCAGAGUGGGCCAUCCCGAAUGUCAGUGCAGAAGUCCUGAAGCAGCUGGGAGAGGAAGCUGAGGAGCAGGGGUACGCUCCUCCUCUGGAGAGCUCCUGCCCACCUGAGACUGCCUGGAAGACUGUCACGGAAGAGCCAUGUCGGUGCCUGUUUAAGGUGACGUGUGGAGUGAGAGAGCACCGUCCGCACGCGAGCAAGAACCGAACCCUUGCUGCCUUUUCUCACACUAAUGCUCGUUUUUACUGUCUGUUUUUAGCAUUGGAAAAAGGCCUGUGAACUACAACAACGGCUACAAUACACAAGCCGUUGCCAAGAACUGCCUUUGCGGUGAAAGCCUUUUUUCCUUUUUUUUUUUUGUAACACGGAAUCUUCAUUCUGGUGUCUCCCCCCCGUCAGCUGUACAGGUAGCAUUUCUCUAAACAAAAACAGUGCAAUAAGUUUUCAUUGUUGUCUUAUCACUGUGGAGAGGGACUCCCUCUGGCAUCUGCUUUUUGUGAAAGCAGGAGAGCGAGAGAGAGAGUGGAGAGAGAGAGAGACUGAAGGCCAGUGUGGUUCAGGGCAGGUCGGGUGUGUGUGGAUCCGCACCUUUGGGUCGUUGGGUCCGUUGGCGGUUGUGGGAUAAAGCGGAUGUCAGGUGGAGACUUUCUCUGAAAAACUCAAACGCACCCAGCUUCAUUUUUAGAAGCUGCGGUGUCGAUGCUGUACGGUGCACAUAGUUUGUGAAACACAAGAUGCCAUAUUUAUAACAGAUGUACAUGGUUUGCACGAAGGAGUGUCAUUGGUAAUAUUGCUGACAAUCUUGUUGCUGUUUCAAGGAAUAAUAAAAGAAAAAUUCAGCUGG
Anguilla anguilla (European eel) is the source of this 3733-nucleotide messenger RNA. It is a transcript of the gene entpd4, whose product is annotated as ectonucleoside triphosphate diphosphohydrolase 4. The record is from RefSeq and is a predicted model, not a curated record. The transcript has 13 exons. Gene Ontology annotation, cellular component: membrane. The coding region runs from base 281 to 2143 and encodes 620 amino acids. Gene Ontology annotation, biological process: nucleoside diphosphate catabolic process. Gene Ontology annotation, molecular function: nucleoside diphosphate phosphatase activity. NCBI's taxonomy places the organism in Eukaryota, Metazoa, Chordata, Actinopteri, Anguilliformes, Anguillidae.